ACACUCAAGCUCCGGGCCGGGAGAACUGGGAAGCUCCACGCCCCCUCCACCCCAUCCAAAUUGGAGUGCAGCCCCUGCACCUUCUGUAUAGAAAUUCUAGGGACGAGCUCAGAUCCCUUCUGUUAAUACAUGGAUGCUGAAACUCCGGGAUGGAAAAGGGACUCUGUGCCACCAUGGUGUGCCCCUGUGGCCUGCUAACGCGCCGAGAGGAGCCAGGUCUGUCUCCAGUGCCACUGAAGAGCAUCUCUGUGACCUUGUCCAUUUGUGAGUUCGUGGCUGGCGUGUCUGCCACCUUGAACUAUGAGAAUGAGGAGAAUGUUCCGUUGGAGGCCUUCUUUGUUUUCCCCAUGGAUGAAGACUCAGCUGUCUAUAGCUUUGAGGCCCUGGUGGAUGGGAAGAAAAUUGUGGCAGAAUUACAGGACAAGAUGAAGGCCCACGCCAAUUAUGAGGAGGCCAUCAGCCAGGGCCACCAAGCCUUCCUCUUGGAGGAGGACAAGGACUCCAGGGACAUCUUCUCUUGUAACGUGGGGAACCUCCCCCCUGGGUCGAAGGCGGCACUCACCCUGAAGUAUGUGCAGGAGCUGGCCCUGGAAGCAGACGGGGCCCUGCGCUAUGUGCUCCCAGCCAUCCUGAAUCCUCGGUACCAGCUCUCUAAACGGCCUGAGGACAGUUGCCAGAAAAUGAAGAUUCCUGCAGUCCUUUUGGAGAACCUGCCCUACACACUCAGCAUGGUCGCGGCCAUCAGUUCCCAGCACGGCAUUGACAGGGUCCGAAGCAACUGCCCCUUAAGUCCCCUUGAGUAUCUUGGAGAUAAGACUUCUGCUCAGAUUUCCUUGGCCGAUGGACACAAAUUUGAUCGAGAUGUGGAACUUCUGAUUUACUACAGUGAGGUGCAUGCCCCCAGGGUAGCAGUGGAGAUGGGGGAGCCUACAGCAAAGCCCGACUGUCUGAUGGGACAUCCAUCUGCGAUGGUGAGUUUCUACCCAGACAUCCCAGAAGCUCAGCCGCCAAUGACGUGUAGGGAAUUUGUCUUCCUCAUGGACUGCUCCGGAAGUAUGCAGUGUCCCAUGAAUAACCAAGAUAAAUCUCAGCAGCGCAUAGAGGCAGCCAAGGAAACACUGAUUUUGCUGCUAAAGAGUUUGCCUAUAGGCUGUUAUUUCAACAUCUACAGAUUUGGAUCUACCUUUGAAGCAUUUUUUCAGAAUAGUGUGCAGUACACUCAGCACACCAUGGAAGAGGCACUGGAGAGAGUCACACUCAUGCAGGCUGACCUAGGGGGCACGGAAAUCUUGGCGCCACUCAAGAGCAUUUACAAUGGCUCUUCCAUCCCCGGCUAUCCUCUGCAGCUUUUUGUUUUCACAGAUGGAGAAGUUGACAACACAUUUAGUGUCAUUAAAGAAGUUAAAAGCAAUGCUCUGAAACACAGAUGUUUCUCAUUUGGUAUUGGAGAAGGAGCCUCCACCAGCCUAAUAAAAGGUGUUGCCCGGGCAGCAGCCGGCACGGCAGAAUUCAUCACAGGCAAGGAAAGGAUGCAGCCAAAGGUUCUUAGGGCCCUGAAACGUUCUCUGCAGCCUACAGUGGAGGACAUUUCUGUGCACUGGGAAUUGCCGCCUGGUCUCUCUGCUGAAAUGCUUUCCCCAGAACAGACUGUCAUCUUUAGGGGUCAGAGGUUAAUCAUCUAUGCCCAGUUGACUGGGAUGAUGCCGCCAGCAGAGGCAACAGGAGAAGUUUGCCUCAAGUACACCCUCCAGAGCAAGAAUUUUGAGAAUAAAGUGACAUUUUCUCUACAACCCAAGUUUGAUGCCAACCUUACCAUCCACCGCCUUGCUGCCAAGUCCUUUCUCCAGACCAAGGACAUGGGCUAUGGGGAGACUCCAGCAAACCAUAAGAAAGACGUGCUGAAAGUGAGCCUGGAGUGCGGGGUGAUAAGCUCCCACACGGCUUUCAUUGCUGUCAACAAGGAUCUCGAAAAGCCAGUUCAGGGACCCCUGGUCCAACGUGACAUUCCAAGGCCAGUGCUGUUUUAUGGUUCUCCAAAGUUAUGCUCUCCUGCAGUUGGACUAGACAGUGCCCGAGUCGGUAAAUGCAGACUGAAGGGUAAAGCCAUGUCUCCCAAAGCGGCCUCCCCUCAGAAGAGAAAGCCUUGCUCUUUCGCAUUGAGGACUAGCGUGGGAAGCCCCAGCACAGUCUCUGAAGAUAAUAAUCUUCUACAGCUGAUUUCCCUCCAAAAGGCAGAUGGUUCCUGGGAUCUGAAUGAAGGUCUGGCCAAGAUCCUAGGUAUGAGUGUGGAGGAUAUACUGGCUGCAUUUCCUGCCAAGGGUGUGGAUCCCUCAGGCUGGGCCACAGUCCUGGCAGUGAUCUGGCUCCAUGACAACUAUAAGGAUCUGAAAUGUGAGUGGGAACUUCUGGAAAGGAAAGCUGUGACUUGGAUUCACGUCCAUGCAGGCUCCAUCCAGCAUGUGCUCAUUGAAGCUGCUACUGCUCUUCUGAGAUCCUCUGUUGAUCCAGCUGUCUUUUCCCCCUGAGGAUACCAACCAGAAGAACAAGUGCCUCCUUUUCUGCCUCUCUUAUGCUCAUGUCCUUUCCUUUACCAUUUUUUUUCUGCUGUCAUGAAGCUGUUUCUUGUCAUAAAAGUAAAGGGUGCCCAGCCCACAUUGCCUCUGUGUCCCAGGUUCCCUAUGGAUGUCAUUCUCCUUUCCCCAGCACAUGUCCUCAGAGUGACAACAUGAAAAACAGGUAGCAGGGACUCCAGACUAAAGGUUGACGUUAGGAAACAUUGAUGUUAGUAAAUGCCUGAAUCGGAAAGUUCUUUAUCAUUUUUGUCUAUUUGCUUUUGAUUUUAUGAACUGAUGUAACAAGACUGGUGAACUAUACAGGUUUCUAUUCUUAGAUACAAUGAAGGGUUGGAGGGAGGUUGAAAGCCGACACUGGGAUUUAUAACCUCAGGAUGAUAGAGAGAGCUGCAAGGGUCCGCUGUGAGAGUGGGCACUGUUGGUGAACUUCUAGAUGAAUUCUGCUUGGGCUUUACUAGCCUUUACUGCAUGCCUAAGGGUUGAGUCAUACCUGUUGGAGAUGAUGUUCUGGAUUAGGAAACUGAUGUGGACUCUGGCCAGCGAGGUCUGUGUGUUGUGGCUGUGACAAACAAAUUCACAUGGUCUGCAGAAGUCCUGUGGAGAAAAAGGGAUGGCAUGGCCACUCUCUAAGUGAGAGAGUGCCCCAACACUUGACUGGACAGGCUUUUAUUGCUUUUCUGGGCACAUUACAUCGAGGAUAGUCCUCAUUUACUAUGCACAGGUUUGCUUUAGGUGGUUACCCUUUACUGAUAAUGAAAGAAAAAAAAUGUUGCUAAUUAAUUACUUCAAAGAAAACGAUGUUUCAGAUGCAACGAGAAAAGUGGUUGAAUUGGUUACACUACAUUCCAUACUUGGGAGGUUUAGCACAGACUUUAGGAAGUUAUUUUAAAGAUAUGCAGUAAACAUUUUCUGCCUCAAUUCAGGGUGUGGGGGUUUUAGCAAAAAGCAAGCCUCAAAGCUGCCUAUUACAAUGCAGGCCUGAUUCCCCAUCGGAACACCAAUCUGUGGGCUCUGCUCCUAUGUGCCUGCUGGCUCCCCGCCAGGUUUUCAAUUCAGGGUCUGGGCUACAUUUGCCAUACCACUUGGAUAGGUUCCCUACAUUUCCCUUCUUGUUUUUAGUUAGGACCACUAUAGAUCCCACAAAGCUUGCUACUUGCUGGUCUCUCACAGGACCCUGGGAAAAAAAUUGCAAAUGCAGCAAAGUACACAGAGCAUUAUUAUAAUCAGUAAGCAACCAAUGGCUCCAAAGACCCAUGCUCUCAGGCUAAGUCCAUGAAACCAUUUUUUUUGGAUUUAGCCACUGAGAUUGUCAUGGAGGGCUUGAAAAACUCUUGCUUAGUCAAGCAUUGAAUGUCCUGCAGCUGCUGACGUAAUUCUAACUGCAAUUUAUCAAUUUGUCUUUUUAAAUUGGUAGAAAAAUUCCCUCUUAGAUGAUGUUGAAUAUCGCUCCAGGAGUACUGCUGGGAUUCUACUAGAGCAGAGUGACGCACAGCUUGGAGAAGUCUGGAUCAGGAGAGUCCAAUGGGGUAGAGGUGGGUCGCUGCCGGGAAGCCUUUUCUAUGAUAUGGCUUCACCCUCUUUGCCAGAAGCUCCAAAGGUCCUUCUGGGGAGGAGGCACAAGCAACCCUCUUCCCCAAGUUAAUAGUUCAACUGGGCCUUCCCAUCUUCCUUCCCCUAAUGGGUCUUUGUACAAGACCAAGGGGUGUGGGCCUGCAGGCAUGUUUUGCACAAGGUGUUUGCCUAUGGGUGACUUUAAAUUAUCACAAGUUAAAAAAAUUGUAUGUAUAUAUUGCCAGCAUGAUUAAAUUCCUGGGGGAUAUUACCUGACUCCCCCUUUUUAGUUUGUUUAAUAAUAUUUUAAAGGUUUGGUGAGCUCUUUCAACAAUUGCUUGACUCAUAGGAUUAUAGGGGAUUCCUGUUUUAUGCCAAAUUCCCCAUUUUUCUAAGAAAGCCUGAGUGGUUUGUAUAAUAUAUCCCAGGCCAUUAUUAGUCUUGAUUUCUUGUGGACGGCCUAAGUGACUGAAGGCCUCCAGCUCUAACAUUCUCUGCUAAUUCCCCAGUGAGGGGAGGGGCCUGUGGAGCACUUGAGUUAGUGUCUGCUGGGAAAGACAGGCCCUCUGCUGUUUCUGUAAGCUGCAGUGAGUUUGAGCAGCGAGUUAAUUACUGUACUGUUCUCAGGACCUGGUAGUUCCUAGGUCCAGGAUUAACAUCUGAUUGCCAAAUCAUCUGAGGUUGUAACCCUCCAGGGCUAACACUCAGAGUAGGGUGAUUUCCAUUCCUCACUGAAUGAGGAGGUCCCUGCCCCAGAUAUUAAGUGGGGCAUGAAAGAUGUAAGGCUGAAUUCAUUCAACUUGCCCAUUUGGACCAAAACAUUUAAGAGACUGCACACUUUUUCAGGGUUGAGAAAUGCCCCCAUUCCAGUUAUAGAAAUAUAAAUAAAAUAGAAAUCUCUUUUUCAAAACUAAGCACGCUGGUAGCUACCCAAAGCAUGGGGGCUGUUGUCUCUUACCUCGAGGAUGGCCUAGCUGGAACUCCCCUUUGUGACGUGCUGCCUGCGCCAGUUCUAAGUCUGCUGCUAGGUGCCUGGCUGAGGUGAGGCACAGUGUGGAACUCCUGCCCUGGGGCAGAUCCAGACUGCAGCCACUGGGUAGAGAAGAGGUUGCUCCUGUGCACGCACAGGGAGGAGGGGGCCCAAGGGGGACCAACGCUCUCUCUGCCACUGCCGGUCCUUGACAGAGAGACCCCGCCCCCCUUGCUGUGAGUGCCCGCACACUUGCACCAUGGCUGGGCUCACCAGACCGAGCCGUGAUGCCCACUGCAGCUGGGGGGACCUAUGGGAAGGGUCUGGCUGGGAUGCAUCGGUCCCUUCUCUUUUUGUCUGUUUUCCUGAUUAUGAGAGCUUCUCUGCCCUUUUCCCUAUAUUUCUAAAUCUAAAGAUCCCUUAUCUGGGAGACAUCCAGCAGCCUUAAAAAGUUGCUGAAUUAACCAAAAACCUUGCUUCUGUUCAUUAGAGAGAGCCUGUUCCCUUGGUAGAGGAUUCAUAGAAACUGUUAAAGAAAUUUUUUUAACAAAUAAAAGAACCUUUUCUGAAAUUCCUUCCACUGCCUGUGCUGAACUCUAGCUAGUUAGCUAUUGGGGAAUAUAGUGUGGUGGGUCAAAAUGUGCUGUUGGUGAAAGACAGUCAGGGAGGGGUACUGGGCAUUCCAGGCUAACCCCACUUACAGGUUUUGGUUCUUCUCCAAGCGUUUAGGGCUGCAAGGGGGGCUCAAAGCGCUAGAUGACCAGACUUUAUAUUGUGCUUCCCCGGGUGACCCAGAAGUUAGAUUAAGUUGUUUUGGAGGUCCGUAUAAGGCCCCUGCACAUCUUGGGAAUUGAUCCCAGACACCCUCGCAAGGUUCUGACUUGUGGGAACACCCGAUUUCUGGAGCGGAGGGGAGGAAGUGCCUUUUGUCUUCGGAGCUUGGCGAAUGCCAGAUGCUCUCAUACAAAACCUGGGACUAACACUAAACUCUUCUGGAAAGCAGUCUUCAGAAUCUGAAGAUCAUGAGUUGAAACCAAAACACUCAUUCACUAUCUGCUUUUCCUUAUGCAGGUGUAGGGAGGGAAAAGGCAAAAUCAAAAGGACUGCAAGAGGCGGCUUGAAAGAAUUUGCUGAGAUGCUUGUAAAUAGCCCUGUAACUAGUUGUUUUUAAAGCUGAUUAAAGGGGAGGUCUUUGCUCUUUCUCCCAAGCCCAGACCUAUGAAAUGCAGCAGAUACUUGGGCGAGAGAGCAAGGCUCCUGCUUACUAAAGAGGGUGCAGAUGUAAAGCAUCCACAAAAGUGGUCAACCUUGGGAGAAAUCCCUUUUUUCUCUGAAAUCCAACACACCCUAUGACCUAAAUGAAAAGUACUCAGUGUCAUCUGCCCUUACCUGGGCUGAAGCAUGCACUCCAAGUUGGUGUGUUGUCCACAACUGCAGCUUGUAGCCCUGGGUGUCUGUUCCUGGGCGCCGGAUGAUGCGGACUCCAGGCCAUGGGGUCUGUGUUGUGGCUUGACGAACAAAUUCACAUGGACUGCAAAAGUCCUGUGGAGAAAAAGGGAUGGCAUGGCUGCUCUCUAAGUGAGAGAGGGCCCCAACCCCUGCCUGGACAGGCUUUUAUUGCUUUUCUGGGUACAUUACAUCGAGGAUGAUCCUCAUUUACUAUGCUCAGGUUUGCUUUAGGAGAGAAUGCCACUAAUUACUUCAAAGAGAAGGGUGUUGCAGACCAAGGGGAAAAGUGGUUGAACCGGUUACUUUCCAUACUGGGGAGGUUUAGCACAUACUUUAGGAAGUUACAGUAAACAUUUUCUACCUCAAUUCAGGGUGUGAGAGUUUUAGAAAAAGGCAAGCCUCAAAGCAGCCUAGGUACAGUGCAGGCCUGAUUCCCCACGGGAACACUGAUCUGUGGGCUCAACUCCUGUGUGCUGCAUGUCUCCCUGCCAGUUUUCCAAUUCAGGGUCUGGGCUACAUCUGCUAUGACACUCUGAUAGGUUCCCUAUAGAAAACAUUUCAGUAAGAGGAUGAUAAUGGAAUCUGGUCCUAGUGUGGACCCAUGAAGUCUCUAGUCAGGCUGUGAUCUGGUAUACUAAAAAAGCAGCUUUAAUGACAGCUUUGCCCAAGAACUGAAUCACUCAUGCUAAGAGAACAAAAGGAGCUAAUUCUGUCCCACAUGCUCUAUUUCAAUGGAAAUGACCCUACUUGAUGCAUUGUUUCCUAAAAUACUGUAAUGUCAAUAAUAAAACAACGAUCUCUACACCAUA
Molecule: messenger RNA, 7352 nt
Organism: Artibeus jamaicensis (Jamaican fruit-eating bat)
Lineage: Eukaryota; Metazoa; Chordata; Mammalia; Chiroptera; Phyllostomidae
Gene: VWA5A
Product: von Willebrand factor A domain containing 5A
Exons: 19
Coding region: 150-2525 (791 amino acids)
Source: RefSeq, a predicted model, not a curated record